GGACCUCAUAGGCAAUCACACCGUUCCCUAGUGCCUCCUGUCCCCUCGCGGCCUCCCCCUUCACCGUUGCGCAAUGUCUGUCCCUCUGGCAUUCCUCGGCGACCUUUCGGACCCUGCUCAGGGUGUAUCCCUCGGGGAUCAGCUCGCAGAAGUGGUCACCGACUCCGGUCGGGUCUCCACGCUCCUCGACUGCCUCUGCUCUACCGAGGCCCCCGUCCUCUGGUCCACCGACUCGUUGCGCCUGCCCCUGCCGCAUGCAGCCCUACGCCGCUUCGUCUCUGGUUUUGCGUUGCCAACAUCGGGGCUCCAUGGCUCCCUGGGCCCCAACGAUCGUGUUAUGGUCGUUCUUCCUACAAGCCCCGAGAACGCCGUUGCGCUACUCGCCGUCUCCACAUAUCAUACAUGCGCUCCGGUCAACUCGAGCUGCACUGCCGGAGAGCUUGCCGAGGACGCAGCCCGUCUACGUGCCAAGGCGAUCUUCACGACUCCCGAUGCGACGGAUAGGCUUGAGCUCAGGAGGUUGAGGGAGGAACUGAGGUGUGAAGUUGUUUUCAUGCACGCGCGCUCGGAUGGCCCUGCAGGCCUGUUCGACAUGACGGUCAUGACGGACGGUGACGACGUGGAUGACUGGGAUGUAGUCCACAAGCUCGUCCCCAAGCCAUCGCGUCCACACGGGUUGUCUGACUACUCGCUGGUGCUACACACCUCUGGGACGAGUGGCAAGAAGAAGGUUGUCCCGUACACACUUCGCUCCCUCAUCGUUGGCACUUGUGCUGUCAUCCGCUCAUGGGAUCUCAGGGAUGAUGAUGUGAACAUGAACAUGAUGCCGCUGUUCCACGUUGGCGGGAUCGUCCGCAACUUGUGGGCGCCCGUGUUCUCCGGCGGUAGCGCAAUCAUGUGUCCAGGCUUCGACAGCACUGCUUUCUGGCCGAUCGCUAUGGCCUGUGGAGCGACCUGGUACUACGCUGCGCCGACGAUGCAUCACGCUAUUUUGGGAUCGAGGCCGGAGACAAUUGUCCCUUCGCGGGAUACACGCAUUCGGAUGGUAGCGAACGCGGCCGGUGGCCUUCUACCCACUCUGGCUCAACAGCUGAAGGACACCUUCGCUGCCGUCGUGCUUCCUUCAUACGGUAUGACGGAAUGCAUGCCCAUCGCUUCGCCCCCAACGACGUAUCAACUUGAUCGCCCGGGUUGUUCCGGCAUCGCUUGCGGUCCUCAUUUGUCUAUCCGCGAUCCUUUCAACCUCGAGCGCGAACUGCCUCGGGGAUCUACCGGUGCUAUUUGCGUUCGCGGCGUCCCAACCUUUGAGGGAUACGAGACCGAGCCCGGCGCUCCUCUUGACACUUCGGCGUUCUCGUCUGGAGGAUGGUUUGACUCCGGAGACAUGGGCUACAUGGACGAAGAUGGCUACCUCUUCAUCACUGGUCGGUCAAAGGAGAUCAUCAACAAGGGUGGCGAGGUCAUCUCUCCCUUCGAGAUCGAGGAGGCUAUCACAUCUCUUGCUAAGGAUCGUGUGAAGGCCACAAUCGCGUUCUCCAUCCCUCACGAUGUCCUGCAGGAGACUAUCGGCGUUGUCAUCGUUCCCCAACCUGGCGCCCCUCGCAUCGGCCUCUCCGAGCUGCUUGAUCUGUUGAAAGUGCAGCUCCACCCCUCCAAGUGGCCAUUCGCGAUCGUAUACAUGCCCGACUUGCCGAAGAACAGCGCGGGAAAGCCACUGCGCAUCAAGCUCGCCGAGCGUCUUGGCCUUGAGCAGAUGACUGACGAGACGCCUGCCGUCGUCCGUCACUUCGAGACUCAGACCGUUCCCGACAAGAACGCACCUCUGUCGACGCCGAUCCCUUGCUCGGUCGUCUCCCUCGAUGUUCCCACAGUAGAGGACGCCAUCGCCAGUCUUCAGGGUGUCCAGGAAGUCGCUGUUCGUCUGCGCAAAGACGGCACACCUGAGGCGCUUGUGGCGAUCAAUCCUGCUUCUGGUCUCGACUCUGCCUCCAUUGUCAACGCGCUGUUGAAGACUGUCCCUGGUUAUUCCGUACCAAACCCUCUUCAUGUCUUCUCUGAGCUCCUCGCGAGGAGGCAGGAUCGGACCGUUGACUGGGACGUCAUGGAAGCCGAGAUGGCUCGCCGGAACGCACGCGGCCUGUCUUCUCAGGCUCUCGUCAUACGUGAUAUUGUCGCAGAACUCCUCGACAAGGAUCCGGCCUCCAUUUCUGGCGACAGCGACUUCUUCCUCCUAGGUGGCAACUCGCUCCUUUUGGGUCGUCUUGCGCACAUGAUCCGUAAGGAGACUGGAGCGACUGUGCGCGUCCCUUCCAUAUUCGCACACAGUACCAUCGAUGGAAUCGCAUCCUUACUCGAGGACGACAACCACUCACCUAUUGAUCCUGAUAAAACCGCCGUCAAUACAACUGUCAACAGCUCCGCCGCGUCCAUCAACAAGUCGGAGUCCAGCACGAUCGAUCUCCCUGCACUUGAAAGCCAAGAGUUCGUCCCGGACAAUGGCCGUAGCCAGACCCACGUACUGUCCCUCUUCGUACAAGCCAUUCCUUCGUUAUUCUUCUAUCCCUUGAAGGUCGCAUUUACGUGGACUGGCAUCGUUUUCAUCCUCUCUCUUUUCACAGCUUUCAUUGGCGGCUCCUACUGGGAACGCAUCGGAUCCUUGUUGACGGCUAUUGUCGGUGCUCGCCUUCUUGCGCGGAUCGUCCUUCCCAUCGUUGCCAUCGCUUUCAAGUGGGUCGUCAUCGGCCGCUAUAAACCGGGAACUUACCGCUUCUGGAGCAACUACCACCUUCGCUGGUGGAUCACCAAUCAGAUUCUCCGUAUCUUCGGCCGCGGUAUCUUCUCUAUGCACCCCUCCCUUGAGAUCUUUUACUUCCGCAUGCUUGGAGCACGCAUUGGCCGGGACGUCAUCAUUGACUCGAAGGCGAAGCUCGCCGAGUUCGACCUACUCACCCUUCACGACGGUUGCCGCAUAGACAAUGCUCUCGUGCGUGGCUUCUGCGUCGAGCGCGAUGGGUGCUUCCGCCUUGAGCCUAUCGUCAUUGGCCGUGGUGCCAUCGUGAACACCUAUACGCAACUCGCUCCCGGCGCCGUCAUCCCCGAUGGCGCGACAUAUGGUCCGCACGCUUCUUCUCACGACGAGCCCUCUCCCGAUAGCCACGCUCAGUACGGUCGCGCGGCUGUUCCCCAGCCGCACUGGGCACUCAAAUUCCUUCUGGCGUACCCUGUUAUCCUCAUCGUGAAGAUCGCCGCGUAUGUUCCUUGGUUCGCUGCCCUCUACCUUCUCGUUAUGCAACCUUCUCCUGCCGGCGAUUUCACUGCGGUGGAGCGCGUCAUCGUCUGGUUCGCGUCACCGCAACGCGUUGCGUGGCACAGCCUUGCCCGUAUCAUCCGAGUGAUCUUCCCGCCGAUUCUCCAGGUCAUCCUCGGCAUCAUCGUCAAGCGCAUCAUGGGUCUUAACAGCGAGGGUCCCACUGCGGACGCUUCGCAGUGGGCUCUGACCCGCCGUUUCAUCAAUCAUCAUCUCCUCAGUCAGGCUGCUAUCAAGCGUGCGUUCGACAUCAUUGGUUCGCAUUACGAGAUGACCUCAAUCAUCUGGCGGUGCAUGGGCGCGAAAAUCGGCAGGCGCGUGUAUUGGCCCGGGUCGGGGAUCUACUGUCCGGAUCCAGAGCUCUUCGAAGUCGGCGACGACGUCGUGUUCGGGUCCCGGUCUGAGGCGUUCACCACGGACGGUAUCGGUUCGGGUAGGAUCGUCAUCAAGUCUGGUGCUAUGAUCGCUGACCGCGUCGUCCUCUUACCUGGUGUGACUGUGGGCAAGCGUACCGUCAUGGGCUCUGGUGCGCUCGCGAAGCGGGACACGACAUACGUCGAUGGUUCGGUCUGGAUGGGCUCGGAGGGUGGGGAAGCGGUCUGCUUCAAGAGCGGAAACAAGGAGGGAGCCGACGACAACAGUCCGACGAUCACGCCCUUCGGCCGCGCUUUCUACAAGCGCGAGGCGUCCUACUUCGUAUUCCCGUACCCCCUGCUGGUCAUCAUCAACACCCUCGUCGCCAUUGUCUGCGCAGGCUAUUGGUCGAUCGCGGCCGUCGUCGGCACCCAGGUUCUCAACCAGCUCCGCAUCCAUCUUCCUCAGCUACACCUCUUUGCGAAUGGCCCUCAGCAGGUCUUCGUCCUGUUCGGGCUGAUGGCGUGCUGGUUCAUCAUCACCCUUAGCCUCCAGGCGGUCAUUGCCCUCCUCUGGGUUGUCGUGACUAAGUGGAUCGUCAUCGGUCGCCGGGUCGCCGGCAGCUACGACUGGGACAAGAGCUCGUACUGUCAGCGCUGGCAGCUUCAUCUCGUCCUCGCGAAGCCUCUGUAUAGAGGCUACGGCAUCGGCGGUAUCCUUGGCGCGAUUAGCGGGUCCGCAUACAUCGUCUGGUUCUACCGCGCUAUGGGCGCCAAGAUCGGCAAGAACUGCGCAGUGUUCGCUGGCGGCCGUACGGGUUUGAUGACAGAGCCCGAUCUUGUCGAGUUGGGCGACAAUGUCGCGCUCGAUGACUGCUCAGUUGUCGCUCACAUCAACUCCCGUGGGAACUUCUCUCUGAACGCAUUGUCAAUUGGCUCUGGCUGUGCGUUGCGCUCGGGCUCUCGCCUGCUCUCGGGGGCAUCUAUGGAGACCAGCUCCAUGCUUCUCGAACACACUCUCCUCACGUCGGGCGAGAUCGCCGAGUCCGGCGGCGUGUACGCCGGUUGGCCUGCGCGUACCAUGGAUGAAAAGACGUGGGAACGCAGCAGGACAAGUUCAAUGGUUCUGUCUACGUUCCACACCGACUCGCGUUACCGGAAACUCCAGCGUGUACAAGAUAAGCUGGAGGACGAGCGGCGGAGGUUGGAUAGAAAGCUCGAGGACCACGAGCGUGAGCUGCAGGAGGCGAAGCGGCGGCUGGAGCUGAUGUUGCGCCACACUUCGACUAUGCGCGGCUCGACGCUCAUGAGUGGCAGCGCACGAUCGAGUGUCCAUGGCUGAGAUGUAGGUACUGGUCAGUCCGUUGUCGUGCUGUUUGUCCUUUCCCUGCAUGCUAGACUCGUCGUGUUGUUAUACCCAUCGCUUUCGAUCGUCCGCUAUAGACUCGCACACAGAUUACAUGAAACCAGCUGCUGUAUUGGUAGCAUCCUUUUCUUUCUCUCCUUCUUAUGUUGCACACACUGUUCGCUUCUGCAUCGUCCCUCGAACCCCGUUACAUACUACCGUGUAGGUAAUUCUUGUAUUAUCACACCGCUACGCUGCGUAGCAUGGACAUAUGCCUCUUAUGUCCCCUCACACUCGAAUCU
This is a messenger RNA of Dichomitus squalens LYAD-421 SS1, 5307 nucleotides long. Its product is annotated as acetyl-CoA synthetase-like protein. Gene Ontology annotation, molecular function: phosphopantetheine binding; medium-chain fatty acid-CoA ligase activity. Lineage: Eukaryota; Fungi; Basidiomycota; Agaricomycetes; Polyporales; Polyporaceae. The coding region runs from base 74 to 5002 and encodes 1642 amino acids. Gene Ontology annotation, biological process: fatty acid metabolic process. The record is from RefSeq and is a predicted model, not a curated record. The transcript has 5 exons.